AUGCCGAUGCACAAGGGUAUCCUGCCUCGAGAGGGCUUCUGCGCAGACGUCAUCCUCAAGCUCAUCCGCAGAACAAUCCUCAACCCCAAUCUCCUCCUACCCUUGAUUCUACUUGCCCGCUACACGAAAAGGGGCCAGGACCUCUCGAUUCUUCACCCCAAAGCCGCUCGCCGGCUGAAGCUGCUCUUCUACCUUGCCGUAGCGCGCGGGCUCAGCGGCUGGUUCUCCGACAGAGUGCGCAACAACUGGGUCAGCGACAAGUAUGACUGGUCCAAGGAAAUCGUCCUCAUCACCGGCGGCGCGGCCGGCAUCGGCGCGGCCAUGGUGAAGCUGCUAGAUGAGUUGAAGAUCAGGGUGGUGGUGCUGGACGUCCAGCGGAUGACAUAUGCGGCAUCGUCCAGAGUCAGCCACUUCUACUGCGACGUCAGGUCGCCGGCAAACGUGGCUGCCGUCGCCGAAAGGGUAGUCGGCCAGAUUGGGCAUCCCACGGUUGUCAUCAACAACGCCGGUGUCUGCCGCGGCAAGACAAUCUUGGAUGCCACGCCCGAGGAUGUGAGGUUCACCUUUGAUGUCAACGCCCUGGCCCCUUUCUGGGUGACAAAGACGUUCCUACCGCACAUGAUAGCACAGAACCACGGCAUGGUGGUGACAGUCUCGUCCUUUGCCUCGUGGGUCACGGCGCCCAACAUGGUCGACUACGCCGCGUCCAAGGCUGCAGCCAUGUCGUUUCACGAGGGGCUCUCAGCUGAGCUCCAGACUCGAUACAAGGCCCCCAAGAUCCGUACUGUGAUUGUCCAUCCCGGAGGCACCAAGACGCCACUCUUCACCGGCUACAGUCAGGGGGCGCGCUUCUUGCUACCUCUGCAGGAGCCCGAGUCCGUAGCCGAGGCUAUCGUGAAGCAGAUCCUCAGCGGGCGAAGCGGUCAGGUCGUUAUGCCAGAAGCUGGAGGGAUGCUCCCCGCCGUGCGCGUCUACCCGGACUGGCGUUCAUACCGAGUUCGAAGCAGGGCCCAAAGAUCCAUGUUGAACUUUAAAGGACGCCAAGUUAUCGAGGAUGUAGCUGCACCUUUCGAGACCAAAGACAGCGUGCAGGCCGUCUCCACGGCCUGA
Messenger RNA from Trichoderma reesei QM6a, 1110 nucleotides. RefSeq lists its product as uncharacterized. The transcript has 2 exons. The record is from RefSeq and is a predicted model, not a curated record. Bases 1 to 1110 code for a protein of 369 amino acids. NCBI's taxonomy places the organism in Eukaryota, Fungi, Ascomycota, Sordariomycetes, Hypocreales, Hypocreaceae. Gene Ontology annotation, molecular function: oxidoreductase activity, acting on the CH-OH group of donors, NAD or NADP as acceptor.